CAUGAGCAAGAUCAUCUUCUACGAGGACAAGAACUUCCAGGGGCGGUCCUAUGAGUGCGACACGGACUGCUCCGACAUGCACGCCCACUUCGGCCGCUGCAACUCCAUCCGCGUGGAGAGCGGCUGCUGGGUGCUGUAUGAGCGGCCCAACUACGCAGGGUACCAGUACGUGCUGACCCGCGGAGAGUACCCCGAGUAUCAGCGCUGGAUGGGCUACAACGACACCAUCCGCUCCUGCCGCACCUUCUCCUAUACCAGCGGCGGGCCCUACCGCAUGCGCAUCUACGAGAGGCAGGACUUCCAGGGCCAGAUGAUGGAGUUCAGCGAUGACUGCGAGUCGGUCCAGGACCGCUUCCACAACCGCGACAUCUACUCCUGCAACGUGAUGGACGGCUACUGGACCUUCUACGAGCACCCCAACUACAGGGGGCGCCAGUACUUCAUGCGGCCUGGAGAGUACCGGAAGUUCAGCGACUGGGGUGCCACCUGUGCCACCACGGGCUCCUUCCGCAGGAUCACCGACUUUACCACGGCUGUUUCUUCUCAGAUUGUUUUCUACGAGAACAGAAACAUUGGCGGCCGUUUUCAUGAGUGUAUGGGCGACUGCUCUGACCUGCACUCCUUCUUCAACCGCUGCCACUCCAUCCGCGUGGAGAGUGGCUGCUUCAUGAUCUAUGAGCGCCCCAACUACAUGGGCCACCAGUACUUCCUGAGGAGAGGAGAGUACUCUGACUACCAGCAAAUGAUGGGAAUGACAGACUGCGUCAGGUCCUGCCGCAUGGUCCCCAUGUACAAUGGUUCCUUCCGGAUGAGGAUGUACGAGCGCGCUGACAUGGGCGGCCAGAUGAUGGAGCUGAUGGACGACUGCCCCAACAUGAUGGACCGCUUCCACUGGUCCGACGUCCACUCCUGUAACGUGAUGGAAGGCCACUGGCUGUUCCACGACCAGCCCAACUACAGGGGCAGAAUGUACUACAUGAGGCCUGGAGAGUACCGCAGGUACAGCGACUGGGGCGGCAUGAGCUCCAGGAUCGGCUCCAUCAGGCGCAUCAUGGAUUACAACUGA
Molecule: messenger RNA, 1066 nt
Organism: Conger conger (European conger)
Lineage: Eukaryota; Metazoa; Chordata; Actinopteri; Anguilliformes; Congridae
Product: beta/gamma crystallin domain-containing protein 1-like
Exons: 5
Coding region: 2-1066 (354 amino acids)
Biological process (GO): visual perception; lens development in camera-type eye
Molecular function (GO): structural constituent of eye lens
Source: RefSeq, a predicted model, not a curated record